This is a messenger RNA of Colletotrichum truncatum, 1101 nucleotides long. Its product is annotated as methyltransferase domain-containing protein. Gene Ontology annotation, molecular function: methyltransferase activity. The record is from RefSeq and is a predicted model, not a curated record. NCBI's taxonomy places the organism in Eukaryota, Fungi, Ascomycota, Sordariomycetes, Glomerellales, Glomerellaceae.
AUGGCGGAUACAGCAAACAGAGAUAUCCCAGCCAAAGAAACACCAUCACUUCCGCAGCUACCAGAAUCGCAUCCUGUAUCUCAAUCAACCCAACCAAUUACUGCCGAAAACAUGGUAGAGGCCGAUUCAGACCACGGCGAUCCAUCACGAGAGGAUGAGUAUGACGAAGGGUUCGAUUCGAGCAGUUCUCACUCCGCCUCGACGUCGCUCUCGAGCAGCGUGCGCGAUUACGUCUUCGAGAAUACACGGCGCUAUCACAAGUACAUGGAGGGGCGGUAUCUGCUACCCAACGAUGAGCCCGAGCAAGAGCGGGAGGAUAUGAAGCAUGCCAUGUGCGUCAACGUGAUGGACGGCAAGCUGCAUAGCGCGCCAUUGAAGAAACCUCAAAAGAUUGUUGAUAUUGGAACGGGAACGGGCAUCUGGGCAAUCGACAUGGGCGAUGAGUAUCCCGAAUCAGAAGUCGUCGGCAUCGACCUCUCCCCUAUCCAACCAGACUGGGUUCCCCCGAACGUCCGCUUCAUUGUCGAUGACGCCGAGGCAGACUGGGUCUGGCCUGCAGGCAGCAUCGACUUUGUGCACGCGCGGCACGUGUGCAUGGCCAUCAAAAACUGGCCCAGGCUCCUGUCUCAGGCCCACGACGCCUUGCGGCCCGGUGGCUGGAUCGAGCUGCAGGAGCUCAGGUUCCAUCUCCAGUGCGACGACGGGACUAUGCCGGGGCCCGAGCAGUACGGCUACGGCAAGUUUGUUGACCUUUGCAUAGCCGGCUUCCGUAGCUUCGGCAUCAACCCGCUUAAUAUGGAGCGAAACCGGGAAUUGCUGCAGAGCAGCGGGUUUGAGAACGUUGUAGAGAAGGUGUGGAAGGUGCCGAUUGGAGUGUGGCCGAAGGACCCCAAGCUUAAGACAAUUGGACUGUACAACCGCAGCAUGCUCAUCGACGCAUUGCAGGCGGUCAGCAUGGCGCCUUUGACAAGAGGGUUGAAGUGGAGUGCUUCCGAGGUUGAGCUGUUCUUGAUUGAUGUGCGGAAGAGUUUGAUGAACACUUCGAUACAUUCGUAUCUAACCUUUCAUGUGGUUUACGGGCAAAAGCCCGGUGGAGAAUAG